CCCAAACCCGCAGGCUACGCUUCGCAUCUCACGGAGAAGAACUACGAGUGGACAAACCGCUGUCUAGCGGACGCUCCUUCCGUUGUUAAGGAAGUCUACUUAAAUUAGUUUCCGGGUUACCAAGAAGUGUGCAGUGUGCGUCUCCACGUGGAUCUGAAAAUGGUGAAGGCAGACCCUGGCAUGGAGGCCACCGAGGAUAAGAGGGGUAAGAAGAAAAGGAAGUCUCUACCUGAGGUCGGAGGACUGACCGACACUCAAGCAAAGAGCAAAAAGGUAAAGAAGAAGAAGGAGAGUAAUGGAAAUGCAGUAGCUGCUGAUGAUGUCACAAACGGCGUUGAUGUCAGUGCUGUGAAAGAGGAGGAGUGCAUCGAGGUGAGUAAGAGCAGGAAAAAGAAACACACAGGUGAGGAGACGUCAGGUGAGGGGGCUCUGGACCCCACCGGUGUCACGAACGGGAAGAGCAAGAAGAAGAAGACCGGGGGUGAGAAGAAUUCGGACGGGGCGAAACCGGAGCCCGUGUCCAAAGACGUUCUCCGUGUCGGAGACGUAAAGAAAACAACUGGAGGCAAAGGCGACGGGCAGAAGAAGGUGUCGAGUGACGGGGCAAUGAGGAACGAGGAAAGAGCGGAGGAGGAGGAGGAGAAGAGGCAGAAGAAGAAGAAAAGUAAGAGGAAGGCCCCGGCGGCGGACAGCUCUGGGGCUGAAGCGGACGACGGGGGACGGGCGGGGAACGUUCCGGAAGACGGCGGCUGUUCCGGGGCGCGGGAGAACGCCGUUGAGGGCGCUCCAACGACGAAGAAGAAGAGGAAGAGGACAAAGAGUGCGGGGAAAAAGGACGGCGGGAACGAGGAGGAAACGGGCGAAGAGGUGAACGAGAAGGAGAAGGAGAAGAAGAAAAAGAAGAAGAGAGAGAAGCCCGUCGUUGCGGAAAUGGGCGUCGAAGCGGAAGCCAUCGCCGGUGAGACGGGCGCCGGCGAGAUGGAAAAACAACAUUCCAAGAAGAAAAGAAAGAAGGAGAAAGGGAAUGAUGUCUCCGUGGAAGAGAGAGCAGACGUUGACCCCGGGGUCGGGGCGGAGCGGGAGAAAGGAGGGAAGAAGAGCAAAGAGAAGGCAGCCGGUGUCUGCGAUGGACAGAACGAGAAAGCGGCCCAGACGGAAGGGGUGCCGGAGGAGAAGAAGAGGAAGAGGAAGAAGGGACCGGCCCCCGAGGCUGUGGCCGCCGGCGGAGACGAGGCAGGGAGUGGCGUGAAGACCCUGAAAAAGAAAAUAAAAAAAGAGAAAGAGACGAUUACGGUUAAAGAGGAGAGUGGCGCAAACAUGGCCGACGUGGAAGGAGGACAGGACAAAGAAGAGGAGGAGGAGGAGGAGAGGGAGAAGAAGGGACAGAAGAAGAAGACGAAGGGAGAGAAGAGGAAGACUCCGGUGGAGGAAGAGGUUGUGGCAGAAGUUUUGAACAGCCAGGAACCUGAGGGCGAACCAAAGAAGAAGAAGAAGAAGGAAAAAAAGGCAGAUUUGGUCGACCGUGCAGCACAGACUGGAACACAGCAAGCCGCCACACCCAAGAUUAAGGAGGAGCAGGAGAGGACAGAGUCGUCAAACGCAGAGAAGACCAAGAAGAAGAAGAAGACCAAGAAGCAGGAGGAGUGCGUCACGGAAGUGGGUGAUGAGGCGGAGGGAAAGAAGGGGAUGAAAGGGAAAAAAAAUAAAAUUAAAAUGACCGCCAAUGGGAGGAGACAGUCUGAGGAGGAGGAGGAGGGCGGGGCAGGAGCGGCCGAGGAGACUGUGGAGGACCAAACACCACAGAAGAAGAAGACGAAUAGUAAGAAGAAGGGAAAGGGGGAAGAUGGUGAGGAAACAAGGAAAUUGAGGAAGAGGAGAAAGCAGGGCGAGGAAGAGGAGAAGAAAAUCACCCUGGUGAAAGGUGACCCGGAAGAGAAAGCGGUGGAGGUGGUGUUUGUCUCUGAGAAAAUGGGAAACAUGGAUGAGGUGACGAUUGACCAGGCAAGGAGACAGGCCCUACAGAUGGACGUGGACAAUGAGUCACGUCCCAAGGACGCAGACAGUACACCGAGUCUUGGCCAGUGGAGCACCGCCCAGUUCGACAACACCAGCCAACAGCAGAAGUUCCUGCGGCUGAUGGGCGGGUUCAAGAAGGGCAACCCGCCAACGGGGUCGAGCGGCGGUCGCCCCAACAUGGCGCUGGGGAGGGAGGGGCAGGACGUUCUGAAGAGGGGCCUCCUGGCCGAGUUCGACCGCGCCCAGGGGCGGAGGAUGGACUUCCAACACAAAGGGGUGGGGCUGGGCUUCGCCCCGCCGUCCAAUAAGAAGUUCGCCAUCGACGUCGACGCUCGCCGCUCUGUCCGAUUCGACGACUGACGCGGUGGAAGUCGACUGCGUAAACGGACUAGCCCGCUGGGCGGCUGGCGGAUACACGGGCUCAUCGAACCUGAAUCUGUGCCACUGCCACCUCAGCGGAGUGCGGUAGAGUUGAAUAUGAGACGGAGCAAAGUCAAGUCACGGGCAACUGGCCAAGGGGCCCACUCUCCACAGCCAAGAAGCAGGGACUCCAGGGCCAUUUUCGGCGUGGCCAGUGGGACCACCUCACCUCGUGCACUGCUCCCGACUUUCAAAAGUGUUGGACCCUUUUGUUUGGCUGCCGCUGGAGGGAAUGGGUCCUUGAAACUGCAGUGUUCACCCAAGAAAUACCUCAAUCGCUUGAUCGAGCAGCUCCUGCAUUGAUGGCAUUUGCCAUUAGAGCCAUUCACCAGAAGGGCGAAAAAGCUCAUUGUAGAUGGAUGGUGUGAACUGGGUGAACAAUCCCGGUGAAUUUUCCAUCAUGUUGAUAAUUUAUUGAUGUGUGUGUUUGUAUGUACGGUAUGCUGUUGCCCUAAAUAGAGAGGCCAUUGAUAACUAAAUGCCCUACAAUGUCCCACACUGUUGUGUAUCAUGGCCAGUCUAAUUGAAAGUAUACUGUAUGAGUAUUGCUUGCGUAUAAGAUGGCAGUUUGGUUGAAUGGGAAAAUCAUGAAUGUAAAGCUCUACCAACAGAUCAUCAAGCUACUUGGAAAAAAAUCAAUAAAGAGCAAUAACACAGUUCUUUGAUCUGUACAUUUAGGAGUGUGGAUUGUGGAGAGGUUGUAUCCUGCCUCAUUGAAUAUGUCCUGAAACGCUUUGUAAUAAAGGUGUUUUUGCAGAAA
Messenger RNA from Conger conger (European conger), 3196 nucleotides. RefSeq names its product lysine-rich nucleolar protein 1 (gene knop1). The record is from RefSeq and is a predicted model, not a curated record. Lineage: Eukaryota; Metazoa; Chordata; Actinopteri; Anguilliformes; Congridae. The transcript is spliced from 5 exons. Bases 160 to 2376 code for a protein of 738 amino acids.